Molecule: messenger RNA, 516 nt
Organism: Impatiens glandulifera
Lineage: Eukaryota; Viridiplantae; Streptophyta; Magnoliopsida; Ericales; Balsaminaceae
Exons: 1
Coding region: 35-292 (85 amino acids)
Source: RefSeq, a predicted model, not a curated record
AAUUACAAUUACAAUACAGAGAGGGAGAGAGAGAAUGGGAUCGCUAGGUGAAACGCAGACUAUGAACGGCGGCGGCGGCGAUCAUCGCAAAGAUAGUAGUAUUACGGAGGGGAAAUACGGUUGCAGCAGCUUUCAGAUGCCGCUACACUACCCGAGAUACAUGAAGGCCGAUUACGAGAUGAUGCCGGAGUGGAAAUUAGACUGUCUUCUCAAAGAAUACGGCCUUCCACUCGCCGGAAAUCUCGAUCAGAAGAGGAAGUUCGCCAUGGGAGCUUUCCUCUGGCAGCAAUAAUUAAUAGACGUAUCAUCAUCAUUCUUCAUCGAUCAUCCUUCAUCAUUCUUCGUCGAUCAUUCAUCGAUCAUCGAUUCAUCGAUUCGAAUCGUCUAUUGUUAAAUUUCAUCUGCUGCUUUUUACUUAUGAUGGGUUUUGCUUAGAUUUAAUAACCUGUGCGUGAUUCUGCUUAUAUUUAUUAAUUAAUGAAAUUUUCUACUAAAAUUAAGAUACUAGUUUAUUAA